CAAAACAAUCACACUCUAAUUUACACACACUAAAAAGAGCUAUUGGAAGGAAUGUCAAGAAAGAAUUCAAUGAGAAGCCGGAGGGCAUGGGACGUGCUCCGGCUAGCUCUGCUGUGGGCCCGGAGGGGCGGCGCAUUCAGAAACCGGAUGGCUAUAAACAUGCGGCUCCUUCAGAAGGGGAUCAGGAAGCUCCGCCACUCUCACCACCACGGGACGCCGCUCGUCUACGGCGAGCGUGAGCUGUCGUUCGACGACACUCCGGUGAUACACGUCAAGAUGCACCGCCCUGCCUCGCUUCGAUUCAUGAUUCCAUGCAUCAAGCCCCAAGUGGACUUCGAUUACGAUUUCGACUUUGACGAUGACGAGAUUUAUGCCGAGGAGGAGGAAGAAAAAGUGAUCGGAAUUGGCGAGGAAUGUGACGAAGAAGUUGAUUUGAAGGCGGAGGAAUUUAUAGCCAAUUUUUAUAAGCAGAUGAAGCUUCAGAGGCAAAUAUCGUAUUUGCAGUAUCAUGAAAAAAGAUCUACGAAUUGAUGAUCUAUUGGAGUUGUGCUGUUUCCAUUAUAUAAUUUGCCAAUUUUUGGAUUCUUUUGUCGUAUUUUUGUAGAUAUACGUUUUGCAGGAAAUAAGUACUGGAAUUCUUUUCUUGUUUUUCUGUAUAGCAUAUACGGAGAGUAUUAUGAAAUUCAAUAUUUGUAAUAGUAUAUGUUUUGAAAUACUAAAAUAUUUCUGCUCAUUUUGUAACAUAUAAAGUUAUCAU
Salvia splendens (bonfire salvia) is the source of this 757-nucleotide messenger RNA. RefSeq lists its product as uncharacterized. The coding region runs from base 52 to 531 and encodes 159 amino acids. The record is from RefSeq and is a predicted model, not a curated record. Lineage: Eukaryota; Viridiplantae; Streptophyta; Magnoliopsida; Lamiales; Lamiaceae. The transcript has a single exon.